This is a messenger RNA of Penicillium cataractarum, 1959 nucleotides long. RefSeq names its product Zn(II)2Cys6 transcription factor. Gene Ontology annotation, biological process: regulation of DNA-templated transcription; DNA-templated transcription. The transcript has 6 exons. Gene Ontology annotation, molecular function: zinc ion binding; DNA binding; carboxy-lyase activity. The record is from RefSeq and is a predicted model, not a curated record. Bases 1 to 1959 code for a protein of 652 amino acids. NCBI's taxonomy places the organism in Eukaryota, Fungi, Ascomycota, Eurotiomycetes, Eurotiales, Aspergillaceae.
AUGGAGAAUCACAACUCCACAUUAACCAAUGCAAAACACCCCGCUAAUCCUUAUCCAUACGAUACGGCCUAUGUCAGCGAAUUACUCAAGCGGAAGCGUCGCAUGCGCGGGAUCAAAUCGUGUUUUCCCUGUCGGCAUCGCAAGGUACGGUGUGAUGGGAGCUUACCAUGUGUAAGCUGUGUGAAGAGGGGUCAUCCCGAGCUUUGUCAAUUACCAGGACGAGGGAAUGAUGUUGGUGGUGAGAUUGUUUCACCUAGGGAAGGGACGAGUCAAGAUAAUGAGUCUGGUUAUAGCCCACAGCAUCAGCAGGGCAAUACGACAUCUCAGUCCAACUCAUCCACCACGCAAUCAAUCGACCUCAUGAUCGACCGGCUAACCAAAAUCGAAGAUCAAAUCUCUUCCUUAAAGGCAGAUCUACUCCAGACACGCACUGCAUCAACGACCCCUGGAACCUUGGACAUAAGUUCGAGUACAAACGCCAACCGUAAUUCCAAUCUCGUAUCUAGCUCCCGCAGAUCCUCUGCACCAAGCAAAUCGUCGGGCAAACAUUUCGUGGAAGAUGCCACAGGCGCAACCAUCUUCCUUGGGAGUCACUCAGAUAUCCCCGCAGCACUUGGCUGUAGACAGCCAUCUCGGGAUAUGACGAUCACCGAUGCACUGGUUUUGGAUCAGCUUGUACCACGGACAUAUCCCUUUACUUCUCUCUGGGGACCGGAGGCUGGGACGGGUGAGAUUUGUGUUACACUUCCGGAUGACUCGGAUAUUAUCAGGUACUGGCAAGUGUAUCAGACCGGCGCGUACCCUUUUUACCCUGGUCUUGUGACGAUAUCCCAAUUCGAAACUUCGUUGUUCGCGUUCCUAGAUCAGCGCGCCAGUGCGUCUCACAGUAAUGAACCAUCUGCGCUAGACGAUGUUGAUCCGUCAUGGUUGGCUUUAUUAUUCGCCGUACUGGCGGGUGGAGUACAAUUCUCGGAUGAUCCGAUUAAAGAGCGUGAUCUUCGGUCGAAGGUUUUCAUCUGUUCAUCUUUCCAAUGCCUUCGCAUUUCAAACUUCUUCAAUAACACCAACAUGAACCAAAUCCAGGCCAUGGCGCUGAUUGGGCACUGUUUGAGGAAUAACCUGGAUACGAAUAGUGCAUGGAUCCUUAUGGGCAAGUCAUUCUUUGCUCGCGCGACUAUGCGACUCGCACAAAGUAUAGGAUUGCACGAGGAAAAUACCUCUGAAUCCCCAGACUCAUCACUAGAUCACUACUACCGCAGAAGACUCUGGUGGAUCCUCCUCUGGCAAGAUACAUUCCUCUCAUUCACCUACGACCGCCCACCCAGCACAAUAAACCACAGCAGCUCCAUCCCCCACAAUCCAGAAUCUACAUCGGCGUACUCAUUCGCCGAGUGUAUCUUCUCCCUGUGCCAGAUCCUCCUCGAUCGCGCCCGUCACCAUCCCACCGAUACUCCCACCACCAUCAGUACACUAACCUAUAAAUCCCGUAUCAAAAAUAUCUGGAAUGACGCAGCGCCCUUUUUAGUUGACAAAUCCGCUUGUCGCACAUUGCAAGAUCAUCUCGAGCGUUUAGCGCUCCGGAUUCAUGUUAAUUACGGUAUAUGUCGUCUCUCACGUCUGAUACUUGAAUCCGCCUCAGACAACGCCGCCAUCGACAUCCCCACCCUAGAAACCGAAACAAUCACCCACGCCGCCGAAGCCGUCGAAAGCUUCCUCGACAUGCACAGACUCUCAUCCAACGUCUGUCGCUCAUGGGCCUUCGUGCACAACGCCGUGAGUUGCGCGUUUACGUUACGCAGUUUCGGGACGACGCGGGUUGGGGGUGAAUACUCGGGACUUAUGGGGCGGUUAAUCAGUGUUUUGGAACGGGAGGAGCGGAUGUCUUCGUGGGAAGAUGCGGAUACGAAUGUUCGGUGUUUUGGGCCCUAUUCGAGGGCUUUGAGGGCUUUGAGGGAGUGA